AUGGCGUCCUUAGAGGACAAUAUAGGCGCAUUGAGCAUAAGUGAUAAACUUGUCGACGUGACAAAUCAUUUAAAAACCCUUGCCCGCCAUCUCCAAUCUGAAAGUAUAAUAAAGGCCCCUCAGUUUGAUUUGUUCGAGGGAACACACUCUCUUGAAAUCAACAACACGAAAUUAGAUUCAAGCUUACUAAAACUGAGUGUCGAUGAAUUAAACUUUGAUUGUCAAACGUCGUAUGGUGAGUCGGACGAAGAGAAAGUGGCAUUUGUGACUGCCAUUGCAGAUCGUCUUUGCAGAUCUAUCAUGGUAUGGUUGAAUGAUUAUCAGACUCUUCCAACGACGGUUCUAAGUUGUCGAUAUGUUGAAGAUAUGAUGUAUUCUUUUACUGAGGAUCCUACAUCUGACCUCUCAACUUGCAGAUUGAAGACGGGCCACGAAAUCUACGAUCAAGUACUAGUUAGUUGCAUUCUGACAACAUGCUACUUUGUUAAAGUGGUUCAGACACUCUUUAAAGCAGGGGUUGUUUUUGAGGAAGAAGAUCUGAACUGCAACACCAUGGGCCUCAACAUGCUUUCAACAGUCGCAUUAACGACAGUCACUAGCCAUGCUGAAAAUUCGUUGAAGUUACUUCGCAACAAAUACCCGAAUGCCCAUCAAUUGGCACUAAUUCUUCAACUUUUGGAUAGCCUUGCAAGAAUUCAUGACUUGAUACCAGUUGAUCAAACCGACUCUGCAGCAGAUAACCGCGGAACUCUUGAGGUAUUAAUACGAUGUGCAAAACAACUGAAAGAACUGCCCGCUACAACGAUUAAAGUCCCAAAUGGUUCCUUCUCUCCAGGUAUUCAAAAGAGGCUUUCUAAUCAAUUUCCUCCAAGGGCAAUUGUCGAGCCAAGGGGCAAUGAGUAUGAUGCAUUCAUAACAAUGGCAGAAGACAUUCUAAAAGUCUUAGAAGUAGACGCUGCGAAUUCGGUAGUGGAGAUUAAUCAGUUCGCAUUUUUUUUCAAUCGUAGUAGACAAAGACAUGUUGUCGCAAGAGCUCUGUUCCCUCUUUACCUUAUGAGAGACGAUCAAAUGAUAUUGGAUAAGUUCACCUUCAACGACUUUUCAAAACAGCACUUUAUGGAGUUCUCUUUAUGUGGUACACAAUUAGCCACAUCUUUGAGAAUUCAGCCUCAGGACUCUCCACUUGUAGUUAAAUUCGAGUCCUUUAUGCAAGAGGUUUCGGCCGUUCUUUUUGAAUGGUAUCAGAAUGCUUCGCAAAACACAUGUCGUUACAGACAGGGUUAUAACAGGCAACUUCUUUUGUGGGACUCUUUACAAGCUCAGAUAGAGGUUUUUGAGAUGGAACUUGAGUCCCAAGGAAUCAAAGACGAACUAGGCGAAGAGAGUACGCUUUUGCCGCUAACAACUUGGGUUUACUUCAUGAAGCUAACUGCGAUGAUGGAAUUCGUUCUCAAGGGAUUCGAGCUGGAUGUUUACAAGCCAUGGGAAUUCUACACCAUGUAUUGGUAUAGUUAUUAUCUUGCUCAACACCUCGAAAACAACCUGCAGAGAGUUCAGCGACACUUAGAGCAGAGAAUAGCAGUAAUCCAAGCUAUGAAUAAAAAGUUAAAGAAGUUGAAAGCUGGUGCGAAGAAAGACAGCUUGAGAUCAAGUUACCGAUGGUGUAUGGAUCAUGAAAUGCCUCAACUUCGUUCCAAUUUCAAGUAUGUUGAAUAUCUUCUCAAGAAAUGUACCUUGUCAAAGACUUUAGCUCUUGUAGAAGUUUUUCAUUUUGCCAUUAUCAAGUCGAUUGGCGUGAUAGACAAUAGAGAUCUUUCCAGCUCGCGAUUUAGCUCCCCAGAGCUAGUCCACAAAUUACGAUUCAAGACAUUUUCUUCCAUUGGAAUACCAGAGCUUCCAUCUUACAGUGCGUUUCAAAAUUCCUUGAACGAAUUUAUGAUACAAGAGCCUAUGUUCACCGUGAAAUUUCAGCGCUCUGUGGAGUUCAUUCAAUCUGAACUUGCAAAGGCGAAAGCCGCCGUCGAUUUUAUUUCGAAUGCCAUCAGACAAGGAGAGGAUAAAGAUCACGAGCUGAUUACAGGUACACAUCUGGUGAAAGACCAGGCGCUCGAAUAUUACGAGAGCAUACUCAAGAGUAUUGAGGCUUUGAAGUCUAACACUAAUAGUUUACACGACCAAAUUGGUAGCAAGUCCCCUAACAGUUUCACUUCUUAUAAGAUCAGGGUUCAGACUGCCCCACAAGCCUGUUCAUAUUAUCCACUAUUAACAUUGCAGAAAAAAUAG
Messenger RNA from Lachancea fermentati, 2283 nucleotides. NCBI's taxonomy places the organism in Eukaryota, Fungi, Ascomycota, Saccharomycetes, Saccharomycetales, Saccharomycetaceae. The record is from the annotation of a GenBank genome assembly.